This is a messenger RNA of Glossina fuscipes, 3542 nucleotides long. Its product is annotated as acetylcholinesterase. The transcript is spliced from 10 exons. Gene Ontology annotation, cellular component: plasma membrane. Gene Ontology annotation, molecular function: acetylcholinesterase activity. Bases 1422 to 3482 code for a protein of 686 amino acids. Gene Ontology annotation, biological process: choline metabolic process; acetylcholine catabolic process in synaptic cleft. NCBI's taxonomy places the organism in Eukaryota, Metazoa, Arthropoda, Insecta, Diptera, Glossinidae. The record is from RefSeq and is a predicted model, not a curated record.
AAUUACUUGGCACGUGGUCUGAGCAAAAUUCAAUUGAAAAUAAAAACAAAUAAAAUUUUAAAAUAAAACAAAGCCAACGUACAACAGAGCAGUUGACCAAAACAUUCAAAGAAAGAAAGAACAAAGCAUCAGUGGAACGAGACGCAAUCGAUUGGCGAACUUCAACUGUAGCUGUAGCUGUGUAGUAAGAACAAAUCUAAGUCUAACUAAGGAUAUCGUAAAUGAACCUGCUGAGCUGUAACAAGAAUAUCAGUUAUGCUGCAUAAUAAAGCGCCUUAGUUAGAGUGUGUGUAUGUGUUGGUGUGUGUACGUGUGAAGCAGAAAACAAAAAGUGUUGAUUAACAGUGUUGAGAAACAUUAGACAAAAACAUCUUUUUUUUUAGAUUGAAAAAAUUCUUUUCAAUUCCAGUGAAUCCACGCACUGAACAAUUUUUUUUUUGUUUUUUUUUUUUUUUGUUUGCUUGUUAAAUAUCUACUCACACUUACGCGGAUAACGGUUGUGCUUCGUAUGUGCAAUAAAACUUUGAAAUUUUGUAUACAUACAUGCAAACAUAUUGUACGCGCGAAAAAAACGUGAAAAGUGCAACGUUGCUGAAUUAUUGCGUGUUGCUGCGUUGUUCGUGUGUGAAUUGUUACCGUACCAUACCAUACCAUGCAUAUCUAAUGUACGCACAAAUGAUUUGUGACACUGCCGGCAAUGUCAACAGUUAAACGCAAUUGCUUUUAAAGAGCGCACGCAUAUAAUACACAUCUUCAGUUAAAGUGUCGUCAUAUGAUCGUCAUCUCUAGAAAAUCAACUUCAACGAAAACCCCUUUUUUCUGAUUUUUUUCGUUUUUCGUUUUUUUUUUUUUUUUUUUUUUUUGAAAUAAAAACAUCACGUUUUCACGCCAUACUCGCCGUAAAGGAAGCCGUGAACGUUUUCAUUUAGAAGAAUAACGAAGCGUAUAAUAAUAAUAACAACAACAACCGUAAAUUUUAUAUAUGUAAAGGGCUGUUAUGCAGCAAAUGUUGCAAAUGGGAUUUGGGUGUUAAUUUAUGCAUAAACUCUACCAUAUCGUUUACAGUGUGUUCAGUGAACUGGGUAAGGUGGGCAUAUUGCCGCUCAAUUGCUUUUGACAGACGAGUUGUGAAGUCAAGUGGCAUUGCGCUGUUCAUCGUGCCAUAGUGACAAAGUGAAGCAGUUUAUUGUUGUUAACCUCACUCACAUAUACUAAUAACUUGAGUAAGUGCGUUAUAAGCCGUAAGCAGAGCAGUAUACAGUGCAUCUGUUUGUGAUUCGUCAUUGUUAUUUUUUUGCCAGUGACGUCAUUGACGUCACGUAAUCCAGUUUAAUUUGUAUUUGUUUCUUCAUUUGUGCUGUGGUUUGGCGCAGUUUUGCUUGCGUUCGUUGCAUUCCUUCUUGGUUUUAGUACAACAUUUUAUGAUGGCUGUUACCGCAUUGAGCUCAGGCUCUUCUAACAUUUUAUUAAGUUCAUAUUUUACUGAUGUGUCUACAACAGCAACGGCAACAGCAACAACAGCAGCAGCAACAAUAUCUCCCGCUUUCCCUUCCCGCUCAUUAACGUGUUUUAGUUAUCAUAUUGUUCGUGCGCUAUUCACCGUUCUUGUGCUAGUGCAGCAUAUGUUUACCGUAUCUGGCAUAACGGAUCGUUUAAUUGUGCAAACGACAAGUGGUCCCGUGCGUGGUCGUGCUGUUACAGUACAGGGCCGCGAAGUGCAUGUCUUUACUGGCAUACCAUACGCUAAGCCGCCUGUGGACGAUUUACGUUUUCGUAAGCCAGUCCCAGCUGAACCCUGGCAUGGCGUUUUAGAUGCCACUAAAUUGCCGGCAACAUGUGUACAGGAGCGAUAUGAGUAUUUUCCUGGCUUUUCCGGUGAAGAGAUAUGGAAUCCCAACACAAAUGUAUCGGAGGAUUGUUUAUUUAUAAAUAUCUGGGCACCAGCUAAAGCCCGCAUACGCCAUGGACGUGGCGCAAACGGUGGUGAGCAUACCGCGAAAAACGAUCAAGAUCAUAUGCAACAUGGCCUGAUUGCGCAGAAUUCCUCAAGUGGUUUACCCAUAUUAAUUUGGAUAUAUGGCGGCGGCUUUAUGACCGGCUCAGCUACCUUGGAUAUCUAUAAUGCUGAUAUAAUGUCGGCGGUGGGAAAUGUUAUAGUAGCGUCGUUCCAAUAUCGUGUUGGUGCAUUUGGUUUUCUACAUCUUUCACCGGUAAUGCCAGGUUUCGAAGAAGAGGCCCCCGGCAACGUAGGCCUUUGGGAUCAAGCAUUGGCCAUACGUUGGCUUAAGGAGAAUGCCCGAGCAUUUGGCGGUAAUCCCGACUGGAUGACUCUUUUCGGGGAGUCAGCCGGCUCGAGUUCCGUAAAUGCUCAACUCAUGUCGCCCGUUACCCGAGGAUUAGUUAAGCGUGGAAUGAUGCAAUCAGGGACUAUGAACGCGCCGUGGAGUCAUAUGACUUCAGAGAAAGCUGUGGAAAUUGGAAAAUCGUUAAUUAACGAUUGCAAUUGUAAUGUUUCGCUAUUAACGGAAAAUCCUCAAGCUGUCAUGGCUUGCAUGCGUGCCGUAGAUGCUAAAACGAUUUCGGUUCAACAAUGGAAUUCAUAUUCAGGCAUUUUAAGCUUUCCAUCGGCACCGACUAUAGAUGGCGCCUUUUUACCCGCUGAUCCUAUGACUCUACUAAAAACUGCUGAUCUAAAUGGCUAUGAUAUAAUGAUUGGUAACGUUAAAGAUGAGGGUACUUAUUUUCUUCUAUAUGAUUUUAUUGAUUACUUUGAUAAGGAUGAAGCGACAUCAUUACCACGUGAUAAAUAUUUAGAAAUCAUGAAUAACAUAUUCAACAAGGCAACUCAAGCUGAACGUGAGGCUAUCAUAUUUCAGUAUACAAGCUGGGAAGGAAAUCCAGGAUAUCAAAAUCAACAGCAAAUUGGAAAAGCGGUGGGUGACCAUUUUUUCACCUGUCCCACCAAUGAAUACGCACAAGCGUUAGCUGAACGAGGAGCUUCUGUGCAUUAUUAUUACUUUACACAUCGCACCAGUACUUCGUUGUGGGGCGAAUGGAUGGGCGUUUUGCAUGGAGAUGAAAUUGAAUAUUUCUUUGGCCAACCAUUGAAUACGUCAUUACAAUAUCGGCCUGUAGAGCGCGAACUAGGCAAACGUAUGCUUAACUCAGUUAUUGAGUUCGCUAAAACGGGUAAUCCCGCUGUUGACGGAGAAGAAUGGCCUAAUUUCUCUAAAGAAGAUCCAGUGUAUUAUGUUUUUAGUACGGAUGAGAAAAUUGAGAAACUGCAAAGAGGCCCAUUAGCCAAACGCUGCUCAUUUUGGAACGAUUAUCUGCCGAAAGUUCGAAGUUGGGCUGGUUUGGGUUGUGAAAAUGCCAGUCUAACGUCAGCCUCACCUGCCGUAGCAGAGCACAACUAUAAUAAUAUUUUGAUAAAUACAUUGGUGCUGGCAACAAUUAUUAUCACCGCUUAUCAAUAUCAAUAAAACUGGAAAUUUUGAAAUUAAUAAAUACUCUUUAGUUUAAAUAAUAAGUAAAAAAAAAAA